AUGAAAACAUCGCAUAACGGACAUAAGUAUACUACAUAUUUCCUAAAAUCUCCGUUUUUGCUUGGGACCGAGGCUACUCAAACUCUCUCAAGGAAGUAUCUCGCUCUCAAUGGCGUUGUUUCUGUGACAUUCAUUGAAAAAACAAACACUUUUAAAAUUAUUGGGAAUUUCAGAAGUCAAAGAUAUGCAAUCGAAAGUUAUAAGCUGUUUACAAAUUAUUUACGUGAGGCUGUUGAUUUAGCUGAGCAAGACGAAAACUCAAACACGUCCCCAAGGCCAUUAUACUUUCAAACCAAUUGCUUAAAGCUUAAUGCUGGAAACUUUGUUGAACAGUAUUUAGCUUAUAUUGACCGGCUUCAACGAACUAAGAAAAGUCCUCUGCCCGUAGAUCCCGGAAAAGUCACAAAACCAGCUUCGUUGCCUCAAAAAACGUUUGUGCAAAAAUCAUGGUCUCCAAAAAUACUAAAGACUACGGUUAAACAUGUUUUCAUCCGCCCAGAUGGAAAGAAUGUUUUACAGUUACUCGCUGCGGAGGAAAAGGCGGAAUUUAAUUUCCCAGCCGAAGCUGAUAGAGUGGAUUUGAGAACACAAAAUGAGGAAUCUAUGCAAAGACUGUUAGAGAGGAUUGACGAAUUAGAACAGACUUUAGCGGGUAAAAUUGUGUGGCUUUAUGAGUAUAAUCUUUUAUAUCCCGGUCUUAUAAAAAACGCUGAGAUUAAGUUUGUUUCCCUAAAAGUUCAGCAACUGUUUUAUUCGGUAUUUCAAAACGUUUCCCGUCCACUACCUCUUGGAUUUGAUCUUGGUAAAUCUUACACAUUAAGACUUGUCAAAUUCGACGACAAACUGAAGAAACAUCGGCCCUGUAAAAUUAAAGUUAGACCUAUUACUUCUAGCCCAUCAGACGAAAAAGGGUUUCGAAUCUUUCAAUCGUCACAGCCCAAGCCUGAAGUUCUCGUUCCGGCGAAAUCCAUUCUCGAGAGCAAAAAACCCGUUUCAACGAAUCCUGCACCAACCAAAAAGCAAACUAAGUCGCGGCAACAAAAGCAAACAUUCUGUGUUGAAAUACCCCUCAAGCCUCGUAUCAUUAAUCGGAAGAGUACAAUCUUGGGUGAGAAGAAAGUGGAAAAUAGAGCAGUUGGAUUGAAUUCGCAGAAGGCAUCCCUUCAGGCUAAACAACCAAGUUCUGAAAAGCCGCCAAGGAGAUCGUUCCUACCACCAAAACCGCCUAAGGUUGCGGAAAGUCCCGAAGUUGAGGAUGAAGAAUUUGUGCAAAGAAAGGCCACAUCAUACCUUGCUUAUCAAAAAAGUAUUGAAAAAGCGGCCGCUUUGUCUCAGCCUUCUGAGAACGCGACACUCUUGACGCCAAAACCCGUUUCUGUAGACGAUACAGCUCAGCCAAGAACUGCGCCAGUAGCUCGAGUAGGGACACCUAUAAGCUCUCAUGCAAUACGGGAUAGCCCGAUAAAGGAAAACUUUGCUAUGCUGAAAGAACAGGAAGAAAUUGCUUCGGCGACGGACGACUCCAUAAUCGGCGGUUUGGAUGGCAUUUCCUUAAAAGAUUCGCCCAAAAGGCUGAUACAAAAGGCCGUUACUGAUCGUUCACUUAAGUUGUCAUUUAGAAAUUCACCUAACUUCUCCUUGACAUUGCAUAACGCAUGUGACCAACCGAGAGACAUGGAUAAGUAUAUUGAAGAAGUGAAUGAUUGGAAUUUAAAAAAAAUACAUGUUUAUCUCGCAAAAUGUGCUCACCUGCUUCAAUUCUUUAAGGGUGAUAUUGAGUUUGCGGCACAUUUUGGAAAAACGAUUUACACCGGUUUGGAUAGCGCUGUUCAUCAAGGUUAUUAUACCUAUAAGAACCUGAUUAAGUCUUUAGAUUUAAAGCAGGCCGUAUUUUUUGACAGCUUGACAAAACGAGUUGAUGACAUUGACGUUUUUCUGAAUAAACAAGUCGAUAUUAGUGGGCGUAGGGCGCGUGCUCUAAUAAAGUCAGACAACCUAAUCGCGAACACUAGUAUUCGGAUAACUGUUCGGAUACUCGAUGAUAACAAUUCUAAGCGUUCUUUCACUAUUUAUGCAAAUUCUGAAUUGCAAGAUGUGCAUUACCUGGAGAACGUUCAGAUGGUUGGAACCUGUAAUUUGAACGUGGCCCUUACCUUUUGGGAUGCUCAACUGCGCUUCAACACUUACAGGCAAAUAAAAUUGCCCGUACUCGACAGCUUGAUUGAAAGCUUUCGUCUGAAGAAAGGGGACAACGGCAAUCGUAAGCUUACAUUCUCAAUUUCUCCAAAUAUUGUCGUUGAAUCUGUUGAGCGGGUUUGCGAAGUUGCUGUCGCAUUCAAUGAGGAAUUACUUCCUAACAAAACCAACUUUGAACUGAAAGUCAGUAUGGUAGAAGCACUCUCACCGGUCGUCUCUUCUGAAGCAAACGAAACUCAUGUUUUACUCGAUGGAAGUAUCAACACCGUCCGUUAUAAAAUACGCGUUUGCAGCCCUUUUAUGCAAGGCGAGUUUCGCAAAAACAAAACUCUAAAACGAAAGCGAGCCGCCGAUUGGGAAAUUGCUAACGAUUCUUUUUUGGGCGCUGGUUCGCAUUACGGUACAACAGACUUAUACGCGUUAAUUCUCAUUUUGACAAAGCAACUUGAUGGCGUUGGUUGCGCUGAAUUAUGA
Molecule: messenger RNA, 2670 nt
Organism: Schizosaccharomyces japonicus yFS275
Lineage: Eukaryota; Fungi; Ascomycota; Schizosaccharomycetes; Schizosaccharomycetales; Schizosaccharomycetaceae
Product: RNA-silencing factor Ers1
Exons: 11
Coding region: 1-2670 (889 amino acids)
Source: RefSeq, a predicted model, not a curated record